AUGAAGACAAUCGCACUGCCGACAGCGACGAUCUCCUCCCCAAUAGCCGUCCACCCACACCGCUCCAUUCGCCAGCGAAAAGUGUCCUUCGUCGGCGAGACCCUCCCAACGAUGCCACCACCACCACCGUAUAAAUCGCGGUCCUCCUCAUCUGCGUCCACUUCCAGCACAUCAGAUAUCCCAGAUCUACAAUCACUGGCCCUCGAUCUACUGGACACACUCUAUAACACCCACGACCUCUCCCGUGCAUCAACAAUGAUCCACCCAAACGUGACCCUCACACACAACGACUCACCUAUCACACUUGGUUCAGCUGGGUCAAAAGAAGCAUAUCUCGAGCACUGGCGGAAUAGAGUCCAGAAGUUUGGGCCGGGGCUGAAAGCACACUUCCGAGAAGCUGUCGUCGAUGAAAGCCAGAGGAAGGUGUGGUGUGUUGGUGAGGUGACUGUGGGAAAGAGGAGGAAGGAGAGUGUCGACAUGUUGAGCUUUGACGAACAAGGCAGGUUGGUAGGGGAAGAGGACUGGGUGCGGGUCAUCAGGACGCGCAGGGAGGAUUGA
This is a messenger RNA of Cyphellophora attinorum, 558 nucleotides long. RefSeq lists its product as uncharacterized. Bases 1 to 558 code for a protein of 185 amino acids. Lineage: Eukaryota; Fungi; Ascomycota; Eurotiomycetes; Chaetothyriales; Cyphellophoraceae. The record is from RefSeq and is a predicted model, not a curated record. The transcript has a single exon.